Messenger RNA from Octopus sinensis (East Asian common octopus), 1861 nucleotides. RefSeq names its product zinc finger protein 271-like. The transcript is spliced from 4 exons. The record is from RefSeq and is a predicted model, not a curated record. Lineage: Eukaryota; Metazoa; Mollusca; Cephalopoda; Octopoda; Octopodidae. The coding region runs from base 791 to 1861 and encodes 356 amino acids.
UAACACUAAAAACGAACCCUAGGUAAAACCAGAUUACCUGCCUUCAUAUCAUUACGUAGAUGCAUCGGGACCUCUGUAUUUUAUAAAGUAGUUCCGUAUUUUCCACUAUAAUAACAGAAAUAGAUUUCCAUUCCUCCUGAUAACUUGUUUACAGACGAAAUGCUCUAUUUCUAACUUCUGUUGUAGAGAGUUGUCCAACCAUCCGUUGGGCUCAGAACGUUGUCCUUAAUCUUCGCGGUUCCUCAUUAACAGAUGACAUUGGCAUAAAAGAACUUUUUUACAUUGGAUAUAUCUUCUAUAUUUAUCAUCUCUUGAAGAUUAAGGAGAAUGUUAUACAGAAGAGAUAUAAACCUUAUACGAUAAAUCUAUGGCAGGAUCACUGUGAAAUACUUGCUCUCAAUUCAGAACAACAACAGCUUUUCUUUAUGUCUUGUCUGGUGUGUUUGAAUUGUAAUUAAACUUAUAUGGAUUUCUAAGAGUUCUCAAGAUAUUUAAGUUUCAGAGAAGACUGCAGCAGAUAACAGUAGAAAUAUUUCAUCAUCAUCAUCCUCGUUUAACGUCUGCUUUCCAUGCUAGCAUGGGUUGGACGAUUUGACUGAGGUCUGGCAAACCAGAUGGCUGUACCAGGCUCUAAUCUUGAUCUGACAGAGUUUCUACAGCUGGAUGCCCUUCCUAACGCCAACCACUCCGAGAGUGUAAUUUGAAAAGAAUAAACUUUAACUAGAAGAAAGCUCAAAUUUAAUACUGUGGAAAAUUUUAAAUAUUUGAUCUAUUUUCAUCCAUUGAAGACAUGCCGAAAGCUAUAUGUAAAAAAUCAUCACAUCAUUGUGAUAUUUGUGGUAAAUCAUUCAGGUCAGGUAGUCAGUUGACUAUACACAAGCGUAUACAUACAGGUGAGAAACCAUUUCACUGUGAUAUUUGUGGCAAGUCAUUCUCUCAAUAUGGUAUUCUAUCUAGACACAAACGUAUUCAUACAGGAGAGAAGCCAUAUUCCUGUGACACCUGUGGCAAAUCCUUCUCUCAUAGUAAUGGCUUAGUUAAUCACAAGCGUAUUCAUACAGGGGAGAAACCAUAUUGCUGUGACGUCUGUGGUAAAUCAUUCUCACAGAGUAGUACGUUAAUGAGACAUGAACGUACUCAUACAGGGGAGAAGCCAUAUCACUGUGAUAUCUGUGGUAAAUCAUUUGCUUUAAAUAGUGGCUUAACGUCUCAUAAACGUGUUCAUACUGGAGAGAAGUUAUUUCACUGUGAUAUCUGUGGUAAAUCAUUCUCUAACCCUAAAGUCUUACGUUGUCACAAACGUAUUCAUACAGGAGAGAAGCCAUAUAACUGUGACAUCUGUGGUAAAUCAUUCUCUGUAAGAAGUGCCUUAACUUCUCAUAGGCGUAUUCAUACUGGAGAGAAGCCUUAUCACUGUGAUGUCUGUAGUAAAUCCUUCUCUGUAAGUAGUGCCUUAACUACUCACAAGCGUAUUCAUACUGGAGAGAAACCAUAUCAUUGUGAUAUCUGUGGUGAAUCAUUCUCUAGCCAUUAUAUCUUAUGUAAUCAUAAACGUAUUCAUACAGGGAAGAAGCCUUAUCACUGUGAUAUUUGUGAUAAAUACUUCUCACAAAAUAGUACCUUAGCAAAACACAAACGUAUACAUACAGGAGAAAAACCAUUUCGGUGUUAUAUUUGUGGCAAAUCAUUUUCUCAGAUGCAUUGCUUAUCCAAACACAAACGUAUUCAUACAGGGGAGCGACCAUUUCACUGUGAUGUCUGUGCUGUUUUAACUAACCAUAAACGUAUUCAUACAGGAGAGAAGCCGUUUCAUUGUGAUAGUUGUGGUAAAUCAUUCACUUUACAACCACUUGGACGCUAA